Ceutorhynchus assimilis (cabbage seed weevil) is the source of this 174-nucleotide messenger RNA. The record is from the annotation of a GenBank genome assembly. Lineage: Eukaryota; Metazoa; Arthropoda; Insecta; Coleoptera; Curculionidae.
AUGAUUUGCAAGUCCACGGUCAAUGAUGAACCGAUUGACGAUUUGUCAGAAAAAGAAGCCAUCCCUGAAGCAGAAACUCAAAGUUCUGACUUUGACUCGGAUUUUGAAUCGAUCAAUUUAUGGAAAAAGAAAAAGGUGAAGAAGGAGAUCAAUAAUUUGACAGCAUUUCAAUAA